CUGAUCUCACUCGACUCCGCCCCCCGAGGAUCCCACGCCUGUAAUUCCUCCACAACUCCAGGUCCUAUCUCGGUGCUACGAUCUAGUGGAGUAAUCCAUUGCAUUGCAAGAUAAAGAUUCCAUCUUUUUUUCCCCUUCCAGGCCGGGGUAAACAGCGCUACGAGGAGAGCUGUUUUCAUGUGAAAUUAUUGCCGUUCCAAACUGACUGCAAGUCGUAAUCGUGGCUCUCUUGAAUCUCUGCUCCGGAGUCGUAGGAAUAUAAGAUCGUUGGAUUUUCACUUUCUCUCUCAAGGAUAGAUGGAGGGGAGGAGAGGAUGAGAGGAUGAGAGCGAGAAGAAGAUGAGAGGGGGAUGGAAAGGAGAGGGAACCGAAGAUGGCACAAAAAUAGCUUUAAGGCGGGGCAGCCCACUAAUUAGACUACUCCGGCGCACCCCCCCCCCCCCCCAACUCACUCGCCAGAUUCUCUCUCACUCAUCAUCAGCAGCAGCUAGAGAAAGAAAGAUAGAGAGAGGAGGGUAGGGAUAUCAUGGCACGGCUGCAGCAGUAGCAGCAGCAGAGGAAACGUCCCAAACACACACACAAGAGAGAGAAGAGGAGAGAGAAGGGUGGGAAAGCUUAGAAGAAGAGAGAUCCACCUCGAAGUAACCCCUCCUUCCUCUUCCUUCCCUCCUUGCUCCUGGUAGAGUGGAGUCUACUGGUGCUGCUGCCGCGACGUCGAGCUGCAAGAAUUGCUCUGCUCUGAAGGUCAGGUGAGGAGAGCAGAGGAGAAGAGGACACCAUGAGGGAGGAGGAGGAGCCGAGCUGGUUCGCGCGGUGCGAGGAGCAGCUGCCGCGGCCGGACGAGCUGAUGCCGCUGUCGCAGACGCUCAUCACGCCUGAUCUCGCCGUCGCCUUCGACAUCCACACAAACGGCGGUGGCGGAGCGGGCGGCGGAGGAUGCGCGGGGGGAGGAGCCGGCGGCAGCGGCGGCGGCGCGGGCGGCCCCGAGAUGAACGGUGGCGGCGCGUCGUCGGCCGCGGGGUCGAGCGGCGGCGGCGGCGGCGGCGGAGCCGGUGACGAGCCGGCCCGGACGCUCAAGCGGCCGCGCCUGGUGUGGACGCCGCAGCUGCACAAGCGGUUCGUCGACGCGGUGGCGCACCUCGGCAUCAAGAACGCCGUGCCCAAGACAAUAAUGCAGCUGAUGAGCGUCGACGGCCUCACGCGCGAGAACGUCGCCUCCCACCUCCAGAAGUACCGCCUGUACCUCAAGCGCAUGCAGGGACUCGGCGGCGGUGGGGGCGCCGGCGGCAGCGGCGCGGGUGGGAGCCACUCCUCCGGCUCGGGUACCGACGCGGCCACCGAGCACCUCUUCGCCACGGGGCCCGUCCCCUUCCUCCCGCCCGGCCACCGCGCGCCUGCCGGCGCCGACCCUUACCCUCCCUUCGCCCCCAUGGGUGCCGCGCACCACCACCACCCGCCGCAGAUCGGGCACUUCCAUCACCCCGCUCGCCAGCUCGGCCACUACGGCCCCGCGGGCGCCGGCUUCGACCACGGGUUCCUGAGCCGCGCCGUUGCCGGCGGUGCACCGACCGUCGGCCCGCCCGGGAUGCACCACCGCAUGGUUGGCGGUGCCGCCGGGAUGGGGAUGAUGGCGCCCACCUCCUUCGCCGACGAGCUGGACCUCGGAUCCCGAGGCGGCGGCGGGAGCGGCGGGAGGCGCGAGCUGACUCUGUUCCCGACGUCCGGCGACCACUGAGGCCACAGAGGCCGACGGAAACGGGCAUCGGACGGCCUCCUCCGUCCUCGGGUACAUAAAAUUCGUUUGCCUCCUGUUCCCUCUGCUGCGCAACCGCCGCUGCUUCCCACAGAUCGGCAUAGAAAUCGCGCAAGGUUCGCCACAUCUCAUAGAGUCCAAGAAUUCUUGGGAAUUAGCAAUCCAUCCAUCCGUCCGUCCAUACUGCUACCUAGCAUCUCUUCGUUCGCCAUUGUUGCUGUUGUUCUUGUAUUGCUGCUAUUUGUCAUUUCUCCUCUCGUUCUCCCCUUGUCCUGUUCUUGUUAUUGAUGGCAUAAAGUUAGCCUUAGAGAUGAUAUUUAGAGGGUAAAAUAUUGUGACUACAGAACAAUUUGCUACUUUCGCCUUCGCCAUCGAAGAACAAUUCAAUCUUUGCGAUUGUGCCGACGACCCGGGGUCAAAUUGCUCUGUUCUUGAGUGAUGCAACAACCAUUGUUCGGGAGCUGUGACCCCCAAGAGAAGUGAUGCAACCACUGUCCAUUAGAGAUUGCAUAUGUGAUCAGUGAUUGAUAUAGUCAGGGUUUAAUAACCCCAAGGACCCACCAUGGAGAUGAAUAAGUUUGAGGAUUAAGUUUGACAAUUCAAUCUUUUUGUGGGACUCAAAUCAUCUGCGAGGCCAAAGAGAUUCAGAGCUCAAUCUGCUCUCCGUCAAUUUUCUUCCUUACACCUCCUUUCAGGGAGGAAGAGUACCAAGGGUUGCAUUACCUCACUUUUUGCUUCUGCCUCCUGAUCAGAACAUUGGAGCAACUCAAAUUGGGGUUUAUUGUAGCACAAUUGUAGCGAUCAAUCAUUUGUAAAUCUGCGCAGCUUGAAAAGCUUCUUGUUCCUUUUGUAGCCCUGAGAAAAAGACCCCCUUCAAUUAUGCUAGUAAGUACAGUGAUGCUUAUGUUCUUGUAUACAUUGUACUCCGGCACUGUUCAGAUCAAAAUUUUCAUGCUCUGCAUCACU
This is a messenger RNA of Phragmites australis (common reed), 2719 nucleotides long. Its product is annotated as transcription factor MYBC1-like. Gene Ontology annotation, biological process: regulation of DNA-templated transcription. The record is from RefSeq and is a predicted model, not a curated record. NCBI's taxonomy places the organism in Eukaryota, Viridiplantae, Streptophyta, Magnoliopsida, Poales, Poaceae. The transcript has a single exon. Gene Ontology annotation, cellular component: nucleus. Gene Ontology annotation, molecular function: DNA-binding transcription factor activity; DNA binding. Bases 779 to 1735 code for a protein of 318 amino acids.